Camellia sinensis is the source of this 1609-nucleotide messenger RNA. RefSeq names its product sugar transport protein 8. Gene Ontology annotation, biological process: monosaccharide transmembrane transport. Lineage: Eukaryota; Viridiplantae; Streptophyta; Magnoliopsida; Ericales; Theaceae. Gene Ontology annotation, molecular function: monosaccharide transmembrane transporter activity. Gene Ontology annotation, cellular component: membrane. The record is from RefSeq and is a predicted model, not a curated record.
AUGGCUAAUGUAGAAGUAUUCAAAUCGAAAAUCACUGUAUAUGUGGUUGCUUGUUGGAUUGUCGCAGCUUUUGGAGGCCUAAUGUUUGGUUAUGAUAUUGGAAUUUCAGGUGGCGUGACUGCGAUGGAUGAUUUCUUAAUAAAAUUCUUUCCAAAAGUUCACGAGAGGAAACUUCAUGCAAAGGAAGACAAUUACUGCAAAUAUGAUGAUCAGUUGCUUCAGCUAUUCACAUCAUCACUGUACCUUGCUGCUUUGGUUGCAAGCUUUGGUGCAUCAAAGGCAUGUCGUAUAUUUGGUCGCAAGCCCACAAUUCUAGUAGCAUCCCUAUUUUUCAUUGGAGGAGCUGGGUUCAGUGCUCUUGCUGAGCACAAAUGGAUGCUCAUUCUUGGCAGGAUUCUUUUUGGCAUUGGAGUUGGAUUUGGCAAUGAGGCUGUUCCAGUGUUCUUAUCAGAGAUAGCACCAGUCCAACACAGAGGGGCAGUCAACAUUCUCUUCCAACUAUUUGUCACAAUUGGAAUUCUCAUAGCUGGCAUUGUCAACUAUUUCACUUCCACCCUCCACCCAAUUAGAUGGAGGGUCUCCUUAGCCAUAGCCGGCAUUCCCGGCCUUGUCCUUUUCUUCGGCUCCAUGAUUCUCACCGAAACACCGGCUAGCCUUAUCGAACGAGGCAAGGACACUAAAGGCAAAGCAGCACUCAAGAAAAUCCGAGGCGUGGACAACGUGGAUGAUGAGUAUGAAGAAGUGAAAAGGGCAUGUGAGAUAGCCAAGGAAGUGAAGCAACCUUUCAAGAAACUGAUGAAGCGCUCGAGCGUGCCACCACUAGUCAUAGGAAUUAUGUUGCAGAUAUUUCAGCAGAUGACUGGGAUUAAUGCGAUUAUGUUUUAUGCACCGGUUCUGUUUCAGACCAUGGGGUUCAAGAACGAUGCUUCGUUGUUGUCUGCGGUGAUUACUGGGACAGUGAAUGUGGCAAGUACUUUUGUUUCAAUCUAUCUUGUUGAUAAGAUUGGAAGAGGAAAGUUGCUUCUCCAAGCCUGUGUCCAAAUGUUCAUUUGCCAGGUAUCAAUUGGUGCAAUUCUACUGACUCACUUGAAUACUACUGGGACAAUGGACAAAGGACUCGCUGUGGUUGUGGUGGUGCUGGUGUGCUUGUAUGUUAUGUGCUUUGCAUGGUCAUGGGGACCUCUUGGUUGGCUGAUUCCUAGCGAAACCUUCCCUCUCGAGACUAGAACUUCAGGCUUUGCUUUCGCUGUCAGCUCCAACAUGUUGAUGACUUUCCUUGUGGCUCAAGCUUUCUUAUCGAUGCUCUGUCACAUGCGAGCCUUCAUAUUCUUUUUCUUCUCGGCUUGGAUUUUGGUCAUGGGAUUGUUUGUGGUGUUCCUGGUGCCGGAAACGAAGGGCGUUCCAAUCGAUUCCAUUGUGGAAAGGGUGUGGAAGCAGCAUUCGGUGUGGAAGAAGUUCAUGGAUGAUGACGGUCUAAAGAGCCAGGAGAUGGUCUGAUCGUGACACACCUAUUAAAACCGAUUGUUGAUGCGAACAUGAUUUUCUUCCCCUUUUUUGGGGAAUUGUUUUUAGUGUUUUCAUGGAGUUUGUUAACUGUUUUGGAAGAUAU